GUUUGGCAGCAGUACUUGGCCUGGGUGUCAGUCGCUGUCGCCUUGGCCAGUAUAGCUGGCAUUCUUGUUUGCUACAUCGAUCCCUUUGCUGCGGGCUCUGGGAUUCCAGAGAUAAAGUGCUACCUCAACGGCAUCGAGCACUUUCCGAGUGUGGUUGGUUUGAAGACACUGUUGGCCAAAGCCGUCGGCAUCGUCUUCAGCGUCUCUGCGGGUCUUCCCUGUGGUAAGGAAGGGCCCAUGAUCCACAGUGGUGCCAUCAUUGGUGCAGUCGUAGCCGGUUUCCGAAUAGACCGCAACAUCAAGCCGUACGUCUACACCCAGGAGGUUCGCGACCUAGUGGCUGCUGGCGCCUCUGCCGGGGUCUCCGCGGCUUUCGGCGCUCCACUAGGCUCGGUUCUCUUCGCUAUCGAAGAAGGCUCCAGCCAUAUGAAUCCUCAGAUCAUGCUGCUCAGCUGCAUUGGGCUGGAUGUCGACACGGCUUUUCGUGGCCUGCGCCGUGGCGGCCCUCGUGUCAAGGAUUUCUUAGACCGAGAAUCCGCCAGUUCUGGGGCAGAAGGGCAGGAGAUGGAGAUGCGCAAAAUCUUUCAUGACCAUGUCGGGCCAUUCAGCAGCCACGCGCUGACCGGACCCAGUGGCUGGCGUGUUCCAGUCAGCUUCGGCCGCUUCUCGAACAUGGACUACCACAUACAGGAGUUCGCACUGUUUGGGCUGAUGGCCGUCUGUGGAGGACUGCUCGGUGGCCUCUUCAACUGCUUGAACAAGCGGUUGACUUUGUGGCGCCAAAGACACAUUGGAGGGCGCGGUCACAAGCGAUUCCUGGAAGUUUUGCUUGUCACCUUCGUCGUUUCGUCUUUCGAUUUCCUGGUAGUGGCACUGUGUUCUGACAGUCCGCUCACGUUGGAGGACCUUCCUCCCACGAUGGAACUCUACUGGAACCUUGGUGCCAAGGCCAUGAAGAACCUCUUCCACGGGCAGGAAAACUAUCACUGGGGCUUCUUGCUGCUCUUCGCUGUCAAAAACUUCUGCUUCGCUUGUUGGAACUAUGGAACAGGGGUUCCCAGUGGCCUUUUCAUUCCUUCUCUGCUGACUGGCGCCGCCUUCGGGCGACUGGUGGGACAGUUAGUAGCAGUGCUCAGAGACCUUGACACAAACGGCAACUCCCCGUUCUCGUUCGUGGCCCAGCCUGGUACCUACGCUCUCAUAGGAGCUUGCUCCAUGCUGGCGGGCACAGCGCGCAUCACGAUCUCCUUG
Molecule: messenger RNA, 1251 nt
Organism: Symbiodinium necroappetens
Lineage: Eukaryota; Dinophyceae; Suessiales; Symbiodiniaceae
Source: the annotation of a GenBank genome assembly